Mauremys mutica (yellowpond turtle) is the source of this 1494-nucleotide messenger RNA. RefSeq names its product butyrophilin subfamily 1 member A1-like. The coding region runs from base 1 to 1380 and encodes 459 amino acids. The transcript is spliced from 7 exons. Gene Ontology annotation, molecular function: protein binding. NCBI's taxonomy places the organism in Eukaryota, Metazoa, Chordata, Testudines, Geoemydidae. The record is from RefSeq and is a predicted model, not a curated record.
AUGAAGAUUCUCUCAUUCUGCAACAGCUCCAGAGCCAGCUCCCCUCUCCCCGGUUUUAUUGUUUUCUUCUUUACUUGUUAUGUUCACAAGAUGGAAUCAGCAAAGUUCACAGUGAUUGGACCCCGUGACCCUGUCACCACCAUCCUGGGUCAGGAAGCUGUGUUACCCUGUCACCUGUCCCCGCCGAUGAGCGCUGCAAACAUGGAGGUGAGAUGGUUCCGUUCUCAGUUUGUAUCCUUUGUGCACCUGUAUCGUGAUGGGAAGGAUCAGUAUGAAGGGCAGAUUCCAGAGUAUCAGGGAAGAACAGAGCUUUUAAAAGCCGGACUCACAGAUGGAAACGUUCUCUUGAGGAUUCUCAAUAUCAGACACUCUGAUGAAGGACAAUACCUGUGUUUUGUUCAAGACGAUACUUUUUAUGAAGAAACAGUAUUGGAACUGCAGGUAGCAGGUCUGGGCUCUGCUCCUCUCAUCUCUGUUGAGGGUCACCAGGAUGGAGGGAUCCGGGUGGUUUGUCGAUCAGCUGGUUGGUACCCAGAGCCUGUGGUGCUGUGGAGAGAUCUCAGUGGGCGUCAUUUACCAUCACUCUCUGAAACAAAAUCCCGAGGCGAUAACAACCUGUUUGAAAUAGAAACUGCACUCAUUGUGAAAAAACAUUCAAACCAAAACUUGUCCUGUUGCAUCAGGAACACCAUUCUCAAUCAAGAAAAGGAAUCAGCAGUUUAUAUAGCAGAUUCCCUUUUCCCGAGGGUGAAUCCCUGGAUGGUGGCUCUGAGUGUGAUCCUGAUGGUUUUGUUUGGUUUCAUUGGCCUCACUGCUUAUCUCUUUAAAAUGAAAGGGAAACUUACAGAAGAAGUCGAUUGGGCCAAUAACCAGACUCUGGAUCCAGACACGGCUCAUCCCCAACUCGUCCUGUCUGAGGAUUGGAAAAGUGUGAGAUGGGGAGACCGAUGGCAGCGACUACCCAACAACCCUGAGAGAUUUGACACUGAGCGCUGUGUGCUGGGCUGUGAGGGAUUCACCUCGGGAAGACAUUGCUGGGAGGUGGAAGUGGGGGCUGGGCGAUACUGGGCUGUGGGGGUGGCCAGAGAGUCUGUGAGGAGGAAGAGAUGGAUCAGCCGUAGCCCUGAAGGGGGGAUCUGGGCUGUGGAGCGAUGGGAAGGUCAGUUCCGGGCUCUCACCUCCCCUGUGACCCCCCUGCCCCUGAGCCGGGCCCCCAGCAGAAUCCGGGUUUGUCUGGACUGUGACUGGGGGCAGGUGACAUUUAUCGAUGCUGGUGACGAGGCCCCGAUCUUCACUUUCCCGCCGGGCUCCGUCCCUGGGGGGAGAAUCCGACCCUGGUUCCUGGUGGGGUGGGGAGCCCAGCUCAGACUGUGUCCCUGAGACUGGGGACCCUGAAAUCUGCCUCUCUAGCUCUCACACAGCCCAGUCUCUAUGACUCUGGAGGACUCCAUCUACCCAGCCCCCAGCACCUCAUCUCUAUGGCCCCUAUAAGCU